This is a messenger RNA of Xylaria bambusicola, 1421 nucleotides long. RefSeq lists its product as uncharacterized. The record is from RefSeq and is a predicted model, not a curated record. The coding region runs from base 273 to 866 and encodes 197 amino acids. The transcript has 6 exons. Gene Ontology annotation, biological process: mRNA splicing, via spliceosome. Gene Ontology annotation, cellular component: nuclear speck. Gene Ontology annotation, molecular function: RNA binding. Lineage: Eukaryota; Fungi; Ascomycota; Sordariomycetes; Xylariales; Xylariaceae.
GCUCCAUGGUACAAUGGGGCCCGAGGAUCCCCCGGCUUCUGGACUUGAGCUGCACGCCAACCACUGUCAAACUUUCUCCAGUACUUGACCGAAACACUUCUUGACCACGGAGAAGCUAUUUGUUCCGCCAUCCACGCUUCUGACGUGUCAUCACGAUUAAUACCUCCAGCUUCGCUCUCCCAUCGAGGCUGGUCUGACUUUGAUAUCUAGUCGUCUUUUCCUGCUUUGCAUUUCCCUCUUUUUACUCUGUCAAACAAACCACGUCAGACGCCAUGUCUCGAGGUGGCACCACCCUCUACGUGACUGGCUUCAGCCAAGGCACGCGUGCUCGCGACCUCGCCUACGAAUUCGAACGCUAUGGCCGCCUAGUGCGCUGUGAUAUUCCUGCGCCUAGAAGCGCCAGUAGUCGCCUCUUUGCCUUUGUGGAGUAUGAGGAUCGACGGGAUGCCGAUGAUGCUUAUCAUGAAAUGCAUAACAAACGCAUCGGUCGGGACGAUGUCCUGAAGAUUGAGUGGGCUCGCACGCCUCCCUCAGCCUCUUGGCGCUUUGACUCUGGUCGUGAUCGCGAUCGACGUGACGGCGGUCGUGGAGGUAGGUCUCCUCGCCGUGGCCGUUCACCCUCUCCUCGUCGCAGCACUCGCGAGUACUCUCCAAGGAAGGAUGAUCGCCGCGACCGUGACCGUGACCGAGACUACGACCGUGACCGCCGUGACACGCGAGACCGUUCACGUAGCCCAGACACUCGUGACCGCGAUCGUGACGACCGCGAUGAUCGUGAUCGCCGAGAGAAUGGCACCAAUGGGGAUGACCGCAAAGCUGUUGACAGCCCUCCACCUCAACAUGACGACUUGGAUGUCGCUGACUAAAGGUACACACUUAAUUUGCGGCUGUAGCCUACGCAUCUUGUCCGGGACUACAAAAAAAGGUUUUUACGUCACAGUGGAAUUUCAGUUUCCUUUCCCGUUGGACUGUUGCUCAUCGUCUAGUCAUUUUUUACCGCCGACAUAUCUUCGCAGUUUAAGAACGAUAACAGAAUAACUGUUUUCCUUUCCAAGGAGCGGGCCGUAUUUGUCAAGUUGUUAGGUAGUACAAUUCAUUUCCUUUUUGUGUAUACUGGUACACGAGUGCCCCGUGAUCUAUGGGACGUUCUCUCAUAAUCACCUGAUGAGGAUAAUGCCGCAAUGAGAUCGUGUGCACGUACCUGUAAUAGUAGAUCCAAGUUGGCCUGGAAUGCAAUCUAAAAAGGGUUCGUGUGGGUGUGUGGCCGAACUGAGUUGUUAUUCAACAGAACCUAAACGUAGCCUUUUGCUGAUUACCCCUGAACACGUAAAUGAGUACGAAAUGCAAUCUUCAUACGAUUCGGAGCCAAUACUCGAUCAGUGUUGUUGCAGUUGGUUGGGUUAGGGGUUAGGUAGUUGAAA